Molecule: messenger RNA, 4906 nt
Organism: Clunio marinus
Lineage: Eukaryota; Metazoa; Arthropoda; Insecta; Diptera; Chironomidae
Source: the annotation of a GenBank genome assembly
AUGAGAGCAAACUUACGCCUCAAAAAUAUAAAACCAAAAUUUCCAUACCCCUCUAACAUCAUCACUCAUACCAUUAAAAGUUGUUCCAGAAUACUUUCUAGAAAAAGUCUUUUGAUUCAGUGUCUUUUGAAAUUCUGCUUCAUUUCCUGUGACUUUUCACGAAUAUAUAGUUUCUUAAAAUGUUGGAAAACCAGACGUAUGAAAAAGAUCUUUCAAUUUGUGAAUUUAAUUAAAUUGCGGUUACCAAUUUCUUUUUAUUGUGAUUCAAUUUUCAGUAUCGCAGAAGAGAGGAAAAACACAGGAAAUGCAGAAUACAAGGCUCAAAAUUAUCAUGCAGCACUCAAAUACUAUUCAGAUGCAGUCAAUUUAUGUCCGGAUAAUCCAAGUUAUCUUGGAAAUCGUUCAGCUUGUCAUAUGAUGCUUGCAAAUUACCGAGAAGCAUUGAACGAUGCAAGGAAGAGCAUUCAGAUCGAUCCUACAUUCGAGAAAGGAUAUUUACGGGUUGCUAAGUGCUGUUUAUUGUUGGGAGAUUUGACGCAAACAGAGCAGACUAUCAAAAGAUUCCUCGAAAUCGAUCCGAAAAACACUGUACUGAAAAGUGAAAUUCAAAACCUUCGACAAUUAAGAAUUCACGAGGACAAAGCAAGCCAGUGCUACGAAAAGCAGGAUUAUCGCACUUGUCUCUUCCAUAUUGAUUCUGCAUUGAAAACCGCUCAAGCAAGUCAACGUUAUAAACUACUUAAAGCUGAGUGUUUGGCCCUUUUGGGUCGAAUGGACGAAGCCAAUGACAUUGCCAUUGGAAUAAUGAAGAUUGAUUCGAACAAUUGCGAUGCUAUAUAUGUUCGCGGUUUGACACUUUAUUACAGUGAUAAUCUUGAGAAAGGAAUUCUUCAUUUUGAGCGAACACUUCAACUAGAUCCUGAUCAUAAAAAAGCAAAAAUUAUGCGUUUGAAAUCGCGAAAUUUAAAGGAAAAAAAGGAGCAAGGAAAUGAAUGUUUUAAAACCGGAAAAUAUCGUGAAGCUCUGGUUAUUUAUUCGGAUGCGCUUUCUAUUGAUUCACUGAACAAGGAAAUCAACAGUAAAUUGUACUAUAAUCGAGCUCUCGUUAAUACAAAGCUUGGGAAUUUGAGGGAUGCCAUCAAUGAUUGUAGUGCUGCCCUUAAAAUCAAUGAGAAAUAUGUGAAAGCUUUAUUGAAGCGUGCAAGAUGUCAGUACGAUAUGGAAAAUUUUGAAGAGUCAGUUAAAGAUUACGAGGCUGCGCUUAAAAUGGACAAAUCAAUUGAGACAAAAAAUGCACUUAAGGAUGCAAAACUUCAACUGAAGAAGUCAAAACGCAAAGACUAUUACAAGAUAUUGGGAAUAACAAAAUCAGCGACCGAAGAUGAAAUUAAAAAAGCUUAUCGAAAGAGAGCCUUGAUUCACCAUCCUGAUCGACAUGCAAAUGCCACCGAAGAAGAAAAGAAAGAAGAAGAGAAAAAGUUUAAAGAAGUUGGUGAAGCUUACACAAUUCUUUCAGAUCCAGUGAAGAAAAGUCGCUAUGAUAAUGGACAAGAUCUUGAGGAAAUGGAAAUGCCUGAAUUUGAUCCUAACCAGAUGUUCCGCCAAUUUUUCAGUUUCAAUACCGACACCGGCGGUGGUUUUGGUGGUGGAAAUUCAUUUAGCUUCCAUUUUGGAAAAUGUGGGGAAACUAUCCAUUCAAUUUUGAUAAUGAACAUAAAUUUGAGUGAGUCAGAGAAUCGUUACUAUAACGAUUUGUUUACAUUGUGUGAUGUUGAGAAAAUAGGGAAAAUCGAAUUUUUAAAGGCCACAGAAUUCUUUCGUUCAUCAAAUGUUGAUAACUCGAUAUUGUCGCAGAUCUAUCAACUUGCUGGAGUAUUUCCAACAGUUAUUUAUCUUAGUCGCACACAAUUUUAUUCAUGCCUCAAACUUAUUGGCGCACAUCAAGCUAUGAUUCCACUACGUGAAGAAAUUUUAACAUCCACCACUGUUCAAAUACCUUUGCCUAAGUUCAGCUGGAAUUUAGAGCUCGAACCGCCACCUCAAAUAGUAUCAGCAACUCUGAAAUCGGAACAAAAUGGAAUUACUCUACCUCAAAGCCCAGAUUUGAUUGAACUUACAACAAAAGAAUCUCAUCAUCUCGAGGUGGAAAGAAAUUUGAAUUCAGAUCUGCCAUCAACAGAUUCAGAAAUUGAACAGACGGAUAAUGAACGUGAACUGCCAGUUCGUCGAAGAUCGGGAGCUGGAGUAACGUUGAUUAAAAAGAAUAAAAGAGACGGCUCUCCUGAAACAUGGAGUACCGCCAGUGAAAGUCCAACUCCUACAAAUACUGCUCACAAUUCUGUAGCCGAACGUCCCUGGGCCAUGAACUCACAAAGUUGGCAAGGAUUACUUUGUGAAGAGCAGCGACAACUUCUCGGCACAGAAGAAGAAUCAUCCGAUAAACACACCAGUGAUGAAGAUGAAGACGAUUUAGAUCUUGACGCGCUUUAUCAAAUCACACCUGAACAAAAAGAUUAUUACCUAAAACAGUUUCGAACAGUUCAACCCGACAUCAAAGGGCUUUUGUCUGGUGUGGUUGCAAGAGUAUUUUUCGAAAAAUCUCGUAUACCAGUUGAAGAGUUGCGUCACAUUUGGCAAUUAUGUGACGUGAGUCGUGAUGGUGCUUUAGAUUUGGGUGAAUUCACAGCAGCAAUGCAUUUGGUUGUUUUAAGAAGAAACAACAUCCCAAUACCAUCAACUUUACCGAUUUGUCUUCAACCAGAUUAUCUUUAUAAAUGUUUGGGUUUACCACACCAAGAGCCAUCGGCCGAAGCUGAUCUUUUGCAUCUUGAAAGUGAUGACAAUCAGGAUUCAAGUAAAAAUCAGUCAACAUCUAAUGCAAAUAAGAAUGACUAUCAGCGAAUGGUGUCAUCAACAUAUGAAGAGUUUCGAUCGAGUGAGAAAUCAAAUUCUAUCAUCAAUAAAUCUUCAACAUUGCCAAAAAAUCAUUAUUCGCAACAUCAACGUGGCGCAGGUGACGAUGAAAGUUUAUCAUGUGUCAAUAAUAAUGUUAACAACAACAACAGCUUAAAACUUAAUAAUGUGAUAGGAACGAAUCAUUCCAGUUCCAACUCUCCUCCAUCACAGACAGUUACUGCUGAUGGUCCUGGUGACUCUCAUACUGCUAACAAAGAGUGGACAAAGUUUACUGAAUCACCGACAUCAAACGUUUCAAGUCCUGGCCCAAAGCCAGUGAAUGUCACAACAAAUAUUAUUGAUCCCUCGCAUGUUAUUCAUCCAGUUCCAUUGCGUGUUACGCCAGUGGGCACUGAAAUUGUUGAUGAUGAUGCCCAGAAAACAUUCCGAAAAGCAGAUAGUUUAGUAUUUGAAAGUGGUGUCAUUAAAGCUGUAGCUUCUCUUGCUGCAAAUGAUCGUGAAAGCGUCUCACCGAAACAAAAUAAUUUCAAAAAACAAUCGUCAUAUGCCAAUCAACGUGAAUCACUUCCCAAUGACUUGAGAGCUAUUCAACGACCACAUCCAAAGAAACCAGCUUCGAAGAUGGUAGGAGCGAUUCCAUUACCACCAGAAAUAAAUCACAACAACAAUAAUAAUCAUACAAGCAACAUAAGCAGCAAUAAUAUUACAACAAAUACAGGAAAUAAUUCCAACAUUAUUGUUCUUACUGCUAAGAAAGAAAUUCCGCCAUUGCCACCACCAAGACCACAUCGACACACAAGAAGCAGCAGCUUAGAUCUUCAGCGAAUAAAGUUAGUAAACAAUGAAUCACAUGAGAAAAAAGAGAAAUCAGCUCAACCACCUGAAAUCCCACCACCUCGAAUAUCUGAUAAAAAUUUCAAAAUGUCAUCAGUUGACGCGUAUCUUGAGGCUUCCAGACGAACCGAUGAAUCUUUUGCUGAUUUUACUCAAUUUCCAGAAGAGAAACAACCUGGGGAGUUUGUGACGACAAUUCGUUUGGAAUCUAAUCCACCUCCGGUACUGCAGCCACGGUCAAAUCUUACCAGCACUUUAUUAAGUUCAACACAAAGUGGAACUCAUCGUUCGAGUGCUUUUGAAGUCUAUCGAAAGCCAUCGAAAUCGCGAAAUUCUCAAUCGCCAACAUCUAACGCAUUAUCAGCUAAUGAGCAGUCUAAAACCCAAGAAUAUGAAAAGGAGGUUCUAGAAAUCAGUGAUAAUUUACGACAAAUUCGAUUACGAAAUACUUCAGAUCAGGACGUUCUUAAGCAUCUUAAAAAUCAGAAUUUCGUUUUGAUGCAACUGUGCAAGAAUCUCAAUGAUGAGCUGAUGAAUGUUCAGAAAAAGAAAGAAGAAAUCUGCAAUCGAAUGGAGACGAACUAGAUAUGGAUGAAGUCGAUGGCCUGUCAAAAGAAUCGACGAUGAUGCGAAUAUGAAAAAGAUGAUUCCUUAUUAUCAGCGUUCUCAUUUAUUUACACUUAAUUGCGAAUCGUGUUGCGGUGGCAGCUGAAGAAUUAUUUCUGAUUUUAAGAUAUUUACAAGUAUACACUAAAGAACCAACCUCAACAAAAGACUAAUGUCUUAACUCGAAAUGUUAAUCUUAAUAAAAAUAUAAUUUCUUAUUUAAUAAAUUUAAAUACAUGAAUAGAAAUAUCGAAAGUUAUGCAACAUGAGAAGAUUUUCGCAGAGCAAAAACAUUAUUUCAAUGUGCUACUAUUUUUCUAUAAGAAUACAUAAAUAAUAUUUGAGCAUUACAGAUGAUUAAUCUUCUAAUAAUGAUGUAGAAAUAAAUUCUUUCAAUCAAAUUUUAUUUCUAUUUGUUAAUCACCAUUUUCCACUUAUGAAAUUGAAUAGUUAUUUAAAAUAUAUCUAUAUGCAAAAAAUAAAAUUCUUGUCAUCUAUAUAAUGAUGAAUGUAAUGACAAUUAUUCUUAUUAUUAUUAUUAUCAUUAUUA